GAGAAGGGCUGUGUCGCUUACUAUGUGAAGGAGAUAUGUCAUUGUAUUCACCCAGUUUACGGGAAAAACACAACUUAUCCAUAUAAGAAGUGUCAAUUACUCGACAAAAACAAAGGGGCUUGUUUUAAGAACGUUCUAAACAUGAUAUACAACGACACCAUACAAUGUAAUUGUCACCCAGCUUGCAGAGAGCGUCAAUACGAGAUAACACGAUCAUCAAGUCACUUGAACUACGACUUCUGGAAAAUCAUUCAAGGGGCGAAGUCGAGAAAGCUGAAUGAUUUAAACAAGUUUUCCUGCUCCUUUGGUUUUGACGAUUUGUUUGCUGGUCUACAUAUUUACUUCCUCAGUAACAACUACCAGAAGAUAGAAGAGGCGCCACAAUACAAUUGGGAAACGUUGAUGGCAAACAUCGGGGGAAAUCUUGGUCUCUUCAUGGGAAUCUCUUUCAUCACUGUGGUAGAAUGUGCCGAAUUCUUUUGGGAAAUAAUACUCCACUUCUUGAAGACGAAGGAACAGAAGAAAACUAAGCCUGUUAACAUAAAGUCGACAUCUGGUUGGACUUAAUGCCUCAUAAAACCCUAAGGUUUCACGCACAGAUUUAGAACAGCACCUUUCAAGGCACAAAACAUUAUACGAAUAAAACAAUUCUAAAUUAUCUAAAGAGAGUUUAGCAUUUAUUAUUAAGACAUCUUUAUAAGUUUUGUUUUCGUUUCACUAAGUGGCUUUGAAGACAAACUUACCAUUGUUCUAAAAGCUAAGA
This is a messenger RNA of Limulus polyphemus (Atlantic horseshoe crab), 763 nucleotides long. Its product is annotated as degenerin-like protein asic-1. Bases 142 to 567 code for a protein of 141 amino acids. The transcript is spliced from 5 exons. NCBI's taxonomy places the organism in Eukaryota, Metazoa, Arthropoda, Merostomata, Xiphosura, Limulidae. Gene Ontology annotation, biological process: sodium ion transmembrane transport. Gene Ontology annotation, molecular function: ligand-gated sodium channel activity. The record is from RefSeq and is a predicted model, not a curated record. Gene Ontology annotation, cellular component: membrane.